AUGGCUCAUAUGGUAGGAACGGAGAAAUAUAUAAUUACUGCAAAAGAACUUCACGUUGAUAUAUUUAAUUACUUGGACCAUAAAACUAUUGACAUUGCUGUAAAAAAUAAGCCAAAUGAAAGGGAUUCUAUAUCUGACAUUGCACUUUCUAAUGAUGGUAAACAAUUAGCAGUAAUCACACUAACGUCGAAGAAGCUAUUGGUGUACGAUUUACAACUAACGAAACCUCAAAAAGAAUACAAUGUACCACGAAGUGCCAGUAGAAUAAGAUUUACUGUUGAUGAUUCAAAACUGUUAGUGGCAGAUAAAAGUGGUGACGUUCUUAUUUAUGAUAUUACAACAGAUAGUAGUGGGACUAAGAUUUUAGGACAUUUAAGUUUAUUGUUAGAUGUUUUGCAAACUAAUGAUUCGAAAUACAUUAUAUCCAGUGACAGAGAUGAAAAAAUAAGAGUGUCUUGUUAUCCUAACACCUACAACAUACAGACAUACUGCUUAGGGCAUAAAGAGUUUGUUAAUCAUAUAGAACUUCUACCGCACAAUGACAAAUAUUUGACCAGUACAUCUGGAGAUGGCACUGUUAAAAUUUGGAACUACAUUGAUGGGAAAUUACAUCAUACCAUAGAUACUUCUGUAGACAUAACUGAUGACCAAUUGAAGCAAAACUUUUUGAACAUAAUGGAUGAAGGAGGUAUUGAAGUGUCAAAUUUGCCUAUUGUACAUUAUUCUACAUCAAGUAUAAGUGAUAACUUUAGUGUUUUAGCAUUAACUGUUCAUUCAUGUAAUGCGGUACUUAUUUACAGUCUAAGCAAUAAUGAUAAUAAAUUUAGCCAUAGAUUAGAACACAAAAUAAUAUUGGAGAAUUUUCCAAGUGCUAUGAAACUUCAUAACACUUCAAUUUUUGUAUAUGAUGAUACAGAGAGAUAUGUUCUUAUUUACAAAUUGAUUUAUAAUAAUGAAAAUGUUACUGUAGAAACUCACAGUAAAGAAAGAAUGUUUGAAAGUAAAGAAGAUACAGACACUGAAAACAAAGAGACACAACUGGAAGCUAUCAAAGUACUGUACAAAAGGAAAUUUGAUAAUGUUCAAGAGUAUCAAGAAAGAAAAAAACAAAGAUUGGAGAAAUCUUCAAAAUAA
Arctia plantaginis is the source of this 1134-nucleotide messenger RNA. The record is from the annotation of a GenBank genome assembly. Lineage: Eukaryota; Metazoa; Arthropoda; Insecta; Lepidoptera; Erebidae.